CCCCUCCCCUCCCCUCCCGGGCCUCCCUCCUGCUCUCUGCCCGGGCCGGGGCACCGGAGGCGGAUUCCCCGGAUCACCGCAGGCUGUCCCGGACCGGUCGGUGUGUGUAGGCUACGGUUCACGGAGCUACAAGGGAACAGCGGCGGCAGGGUGUACACUGGGUUCCGUGCACGUAGCGGCCCUGCUGGGCGGAGCAAAGAGCAGGUGGGCGGUGUCCGUCUGCACAGCACCUGAGAUACAAGCUAUCGGAGACACUUAACUCGUGGCCUUUCGGUUUCGUCUUUAUCGCCACCGAGAUAACGAGACAUUUUCCUGGCAUCGCCCCUGAUUGGGUCCGAGGGAGACCCUGGGCGUGACGGAGAGGCUCCUCGCUGCCCGCCCGCCUGGCCCACCCUCCCAUCCCUCCCAAGAAGCUGUGUGGGGUUUUAAAUCCAGUUUGGCUUUAACCUGCUGCUGUCUGGAAGAAUGAGCACCUACACCGUGUCGCUGCCCGGCCCCGGCCCCUGGGGCUUCAGGCUGCAGGGGGGCAAGGACUUCAACAUGCCGCUGACCAUCUCCAGGAUUACUCCGGGCAGCAAGGCGGCGCAGGGUAACCUGGUCCAAGGUGAUGUCAUCGUCGCCAUCGAUGGCGUCGGCACCGACGGGAUGACUCACCUGGAGGCCCAGAACAAAAUCAAGAUGGCCAACUACAACCUGGCGCUCACUAUGACCAAGGCGAAGCGUACGGCUUUGAUGCAGAUACCAAGAAUCGACGCUGGCGCUAUUCCCCUGAUCCCUCACCAACAGGUUUUCGCCCCCGCUGGUCCCAACGCCCAGCUGCCCACCCACAAGCCCAUCGAGGUGAAGGGCCCCGGGGGGAAGGCCACCAUCAUCCACGCCCAGUACAACACGCCCAUCAGCAUGUACUCGCAGGACGCCAUCAUGGACGCCAUCGCCGGGCAGACGCACGGGAUGGGCCACGGCGCCGGCCAAUACGCUCAGCCUCCUGCCAUGCACCAGGCUCCACAAGCCCCGCUCCCGCAGCAGUACCAGCCAAUCCCGCAGCAGUACCAGCCAAUCCCGCAGCAGUACCAGCCAAUCCCGCAGCAGUACCAGCAGCCGAUCCCGCAGCAGUACCAUCAGCCAAUCCCGCAGCAGCAGUACCAGCAGCCAAUCCAGCAGCAGUACCAGCAGCCAAUCCAGCAGCAGUACCAGCAGCCCCCCACGCAGCAGGCCCCGCCCACUCAGCAGAGCUCCAUCCAGGUUCCUCUUGGCUCCGGCCCCCCUAAGGUGGUCAGCACCGCCUGCAUCUACCCCUCCCAGCCAGCUCCCGCCCCGGUGCCGGCUACCCCCCCGGCGCCGGCGCCCCCAUCUGGCCCCGACUCCUCCAACCGCCCCCCCUGGGUCUCCGACACCAACUUCGCCGACAAGUUCGACCCCAGUAAGACGACCACGGGCACCGCGAAGGUGCAGCCGCUGCCCCAGGGAGCCCCCCCCCCGGUGUUCAUACCCAAUCCCUCCCACGCUGCCCCCCCCACGCCAAGCCCCGCCCCCGCCACUCCAAGCCCCGCCCCCUUCUCUCCCGUGGCGAGGGGCGUGGCCCAAAGGGCGGAGAGGUUCGCCGCCAGCAGCCGCACACCUCUGUGUGGAUCCUGCAACAGUGUCAUCAGGGGCCCCUUCCUGGUGGCCCUGGGCCGCUCCUGGCACCCCGAGGAGUUUAACUGCCACUACUGCCACAUGUCUCUGGCUGACGUCAGCUUCGUGGAGGAGCAGAACAGCGUCUACUGCGAGAACUGCUACGAGGAGUUCUUCGCUCCGACCUGCGCUCGCUGCAACACCAAGAUCAUGGGGGAAGUGAUGCACGCUCUGCGGCAGACGUGGCACACCACAUGCUUCGUGUGCGCAGCGUGCGGCAAAGCGUUCGGAAACAGCCUCUUCCACAUGGAGGACGGAGAGCCGUACUGCGAGAAAGAUUAUAUCUCCCUCUUCAGCACCAAGUGUCAUGGCUGUGACUUCCCGGUGGAAGCUGGAGAUAAGUUCAUCGAGGCUCUGGGUCACACCUGGCACGACACCUGCUUCGUCUGUGCGGUUUGCAACGUGAACCUGGAGGGCCAGCCUUUCUACUCCAAGAAGGACAAGCCUCUGUGCAAGAAGCACGCUCACGCCAUCAACGUGUAGACCAACGUCACCGGGGGCCAACAGACGACGACGACGACAUUUACAAGAUGUGUGUGUGAAACGCAAACGUAUUGCUGAAUACACUUUGGUUUUCCUUUUUCUGUUUCUGUGCAUUGAUAUGAAUAUGAAUGAUUGAUUGAUUGAAACGACGCUGCCUGAUGAUUCUGCUUCAAACAGAGCGAGAAACAAAGUCACGAUGUUCUCCGUUGUCCACACACACACACACACACAAGCACACACACACACACACACAUACAAAGACACACACACACACAAAGUAGUUUUAUUAAAGGUUGGUUCCUCACUACGACGUUGAACAGAAACCACCGACUGAAUAGACACCAAGAGAUCAGCCUGUUGGUACAUAUCGCUGCAGAUGAACCAGCAUCACUGGUGGAGCUACUAACCCUUCUCUGAUGUCACGUUACGAUGCAACACAUAACCUGAAAGCGGCUCCAAGCCUGUGAUAUUUAUCUGAAAGCUAAUAUAUCUUCACUGCUCCGUUCAGCGCUCAACACAUUACUAGUCGUUUCCUUUGUUGUGUGGAUGUUUUGAGCGUUGACGGAUGAUUUUUAUCCGUCAAUAACUGCGUUACUGUUUUGGUGUCUGAGCUGUGAGAGCUUGAAUGUUUAUUAGGCAGUCCUUCCAGAAAAACGCUGAGAUUUUUUGUGAUUGUUGCGGGCAAAAAUCCUUGAUUAUGUGGCACGUUUUCU
Messenger RNA from Perca flavescens (yellow perch), 2870 nucleotides. Its product is annotated as LIM domain-binding protein 3. The transcript has 14 exons. Gene Ontology annotation, molecular function: actin binding; muscle alpha-actinin binding. Gene Ontology annotation, biological process: actin cytoskeleton organization; muscle structure development; heart development. The coding region runs from base 466 to 2157 and encodes 563 amino acids. The record is from RefSeq and is a predicted model, not a curated record. NCBI's taxonomy places the organism in Eukaryota, Metazoa, Chordata, Actinopteri, Perciformes, Percidae. Gene Ontology annotation, cellular component: adherens junction; filamentous actin; stress fiber.